GUUCAUUUUAUUAGCUAUUCUAAUGAACCGGUUGGCCGGUGUGCAGUACGUCAUAGUUCAUGCGCACAUACCUACACGGCACACGUGCAUCGCAUCACAUCGCAUCUAUCAAAAAUAAUCGUCAAAAACACUAGUCAGACAUGUGUAUCCAACUUAUCCUGCGCUAUUUGUACCGGAUGUAUACAGAAAAAAAUUCGUCUUCUUCUGCCGAAAAAAUAACAAUCGAAGAUGAUUGCAAAUCGCUACUUCUAUCUAAUGAACAACUGACCACUUUGAUGAAAGAUAUGGAUGUCGCCAUCAAGAAUGGUCUACGCAAAGAAACUUAUCCAAACUCUAUAGUCAAAUGCUAUGUCACUUAUGUACAAGAUAUGCCCAAUGGUACAGAAAGAGGAAAGUUUUUAGCUUUGGACUUGGGUGGUACCAAUUUUCGCGUAUUGUUGAUUGAAAUGGGGGAAAAUAAUUACUUUCAUAUGAAAUCUGAUAUUUUUAAAGUUCCUGCUCAUAUCCAGACCGGCAAGGGCUCUGAAUUAUUUGACCAUAUUGCCAAAUGUCUGGCAGAAUUCGUAAAUAAGUACAAUUUGGACCCGAACAAGCCAUUACCAUUAGGCUUUACAUUUAGUUUCCCUCUCAGACAAGCAGGACUUACCAAAGGUUAUUUAUGCAGUUGGACUAAAGGAUUUAACUGCUCUGGAGUAGUCAAUGAAGAUGUUGUAAGGCUUCUUAAAGAAGCCAUAAAAAGGAGGAAGGAUGUUGAAAUUGAUGUAUGUGGAAUAUUGAACGACACAACGGGCACUAUUAUGUCAUGUGCUUGGAAGAACCCAAACACUAGGAUUGGACUUAUAGUUGGAACAGGAUGCAAUGCAUGCUACAUUGAAAAAAUCGAAAACGUUGAACUUUUCGACGGCGAUCAAUCGAAACCAUAUGUAAUCAUUAACACAGAGUGGGGUGCAUUUGGAGAUGACGGAAAAUUAGACGCUGUCCGCACGAAAUACGAUCGGGAAAUCGACGAAGAUUCGUUAAACCCAGGUCAACAGAGAUUUGAGAAAAUGAUUAGUGGUAUGUAUAUGGGUGAGAUCGUAAGGUUAGUUGUAGUAGAUUUACAAAUCAGAAAAAAACUAUUCAAUGGACAGCUGUCCGAACAAAUGAAGACCAAGAAUGCUUUCUGCACUUCUUACAUAUCGGAUAUUGAAAGUGAUAAAGCUAACUACAAGGAGACGUUGAAGGUCCUAGACUUAAUGGGCAUCAAAAACCCGUCCUUGGUCGAUUGUGCUAACAUAAGAUAUAUUUGUGAAUGCGUAUCCAAGCGUUCAGCAUAUUUGGUUUCCGCUGGUCUAGCCGUAUUACUUAAUAAAAUGGACGAAAAAUCAGUUACUAUUGGCGUCGAUGGUUCUGUUUACCGUUACCAUCCAUUCUUCCACCAACUUAUGGUCGAAAAAAUCAAAUCACUCACCAAAUCCGACAUUAAAUUUGACUUGAUGCUGUCUGAAGAUGGAAGUGGUCGUGGAGCUGCUCUUGUUGCUGCUGUAGCGGUCAGGGAUGUUUUACCAUUUCCAACUAAAUAAUUAUCAUCAAAGAAUGAAUGUAG
Molecule: messenger RNA, 1585 nt
Organism: Sipha flava (yellow sugarcane aphid)
Lineage: Eukaryota; Metazoa; Arthropoda; Insecta; Hemiptera; Aphididae
Product: hexokinase type 2-like
Biological process (GO): glucose 6-phosphate metabolic process; glycolytic process; intracellular glucose homeostasis
Cellular component (GO): mitochondrion; cytosol
Molecular function (GO): mannokinase activity; fructokinase activity; D-glucose binding
Source: RefSeq, a predicted model, not a curated record